This is a messenger RNA of Neltuma alba, 1754 nucleotides long. RefSeq names its product autophagy protein 5. The coding region runs from base 469 to 1524 and encodes 351 amino acids. Gene Ontology annotation, biological process: piecemeal microautophagy of the nucleus; protein lipidation involved in autophagosome assembly; cellular response to nitrogen starvation. Gene Ontology annotation, cellular component: Atg12-Atg5-Atg16 complex; cytoplasm; mitochondria-associated endoplasmic reticulum membrane contact site. The transcript is spliced from 9 exons. Lineage: Eukaryota; Viridiplantae; Streptophyta; Magnoliopsida; Fabales; Fabaceae. The record is from RefSeq and is a predicted model, not a curated record. Gene Ontology annotation, molecular function: Atg8-family ligase activity.
AUUCUGGAGCAAACAAACAAUCGCAGAUUCACCGGCUUCCUGCAGAAUUGGGAGGAGUGAGGGGACGGCACUUCCUCUUUUCCCCUUCCCCUGAUCACUCCAAAUUCCAAGUUCGAAGCUUACUCGUGGUCUACGCCUGCCUCGCCUCGGCUCAGCUCCAAUUUCUCGCUUUUGUCGCGACGUGGGGUGAUAGCGCCACUGGGAACGAUAUAGCACAUAGAACCGAAGGAAAAGAGACAGUGGAUCAAGGGAAAAACAAGUAAUCCAGCGCAUCAGUCUGCGGUCCCUGUCGUUCUUCAAGCUCUUUGGAGUCAACUGAAGAAAGUUUCAGACCCCCGCCAUCACAAUUCACUCUUGUACAGCAGACAGUAUAUAUAUCCACUUCUCCGGCAACUGGGACACAUUUAAAUUGUAUCAAGAAGUGCAUAGAGGGAGGGGGAGACGAGCCCCAUUUUUGAAGAGGAAUAGAUGACGGAUGCACAAAAGUAUGUAUGGGACGGGGCCAUUCCUCUUCAGAUUCAUCUCCAUGAAUCUGAAGUUACCACUCUCCCUCCUCCUCCACCUGCCCUGGUUUUAGCUCCUCGGAGAGGAUACUUGCCUUUGUUGAUUUCUAUCAUAAAGCCUUAUUUCAGCGCUACACUUCCCCCUGGAGUAGAUACAAUUUGGUUUGAAUACAAAGGAUUGCCUUUGAAAUGGUAUAUUCCAACUGGAGUCCUUUUUGAUCUGUUAUGUGUGGAGCCUGAACGACCUUGGAAUUUAACAGUACACUUCAGAGGAUAUCCAAGUAAUAUAUUGCUACCCUGUGAAAGUGAAGACAGUGUAAAGUGGAGCUUUAUCAACUCAUUGAAAGAGGCUGCAUAUAUUAUACUUGGGAACUGCAAGAAUGUCAUGAACAUGUCUCAAACUGAUCAGGUGGAGCUCUGGCAAUCUGUUUUAAAGGGUAAUUUGGAUGCCUAUCGACGGGUGUCAUUUAAGCUUAAGCUUGGAACUUUUGAAGAUGAAUUUGUGGCACAUAGUGAUUCAAACGCAAAAAAAUCUCAACAAAGUGCUGGGGAGACAGAUGUGGCUGCACAAAUGAAGAUAGGUAGAAUUCCUGUUCGACUCUAUGUAUGGACUGUCAGUGAGGAUUUUGAUGAUUUUGAAAAUGUACCUUCAAUUGAUAGCUGGGACAAAGUCUCUUAUAUAAAUCGACCUGUUGAAGUUCACAAGGAAGAAGGCAAGUACUUCAGCUUGAGAGAUGCGGUUGAAAACCUUCUACCGGAGUUUUUCCCAGAAAGGAACAUUGCUGAUGAGGGGGAUCCAAGCACCAAGCAAAGUGCAGAAGAAGGGGGAGAAAAUUCAUGUGAUCCUGUUUCACUUUGCUCCCAACUCGAGAAUGCUGAAAUCAAGCUUGUUCGCAUUCAAGGGAUAGAACCAAAAUUGGAGAUACCCUUUUCUUGGGUGGUGAGCAACCUAAUAAAUCCCGAGCAUUUUCUUCACAUAUGUGUCUGCUUGAAAGUUUCAGAAGCCAGAACUGAGCAGUAGGUGAAAUUUUCAUUAUUUGAGUGGCGUAUAUUUAUUAGGAUCUCAAAAGAUGCAAUUCUUUUGUAAAUACAAUGUACAGAGCGAUUUAUAGUUACAUUCUUUUCAUUAUUCGUUUGCUCCUUUUUACGAUAGCAGAUGUUAUUUGUUAAGGGGAUGAAUUUAUCCCUUAUCAACUAAUCCAAUGAAACGGUACUGAUUCUCCAUGGAAGUGUAGAUUUAUUUCAUUUCAA